Dracunculus medinensis (Guinea worm) is the source of this 1062-nucleotide messenger RNA. The record is from the annotation of a GenBank genome assembly. NCBI's taxonomy places the organism in Eukaryota, Metazoa, Nematoda, Chromadorea, Rhabditida, Dracunculidae.
AUGACCCAUGUCGAAUGUUCGUAUGAUCCAUGUUCAUCGAAUUUUAUUGAUAAUGUAAAUGAUAAUACUGGUGCGACAGUUUUUGCACGAGCCAAACAUUCAUUUGAAGGACGAAAUAAUGAUGAACUUUCAUUUCGAAAAGGUGAUGUGAUUACGGUGUCGCAACAAUUAGAGGGCGGCUGGUGGGAAGGUACAUUGCGGUCUAAUACGGGGUGGUUUCCUUCCAGUUAUGUGGUUAUUAUUCCAGACUCAGCCGAUAAUGCUAAAGAUUCGAUAAUAAAAUAUGACAAAGGAGUAAAAAUAAUUUACGAUUACAGGAUAUCAGAUGUGGAAUUUUCGACACUUGCUGGUAAUUUACAAUUUUUGGUUCUUCAGCAAAACGAAUUACUUGAACAAAUUAAAGAAACUGUGGAGAAUGAUGGUUAUCUGGCUAAAAUUGGUGGGAUUUUGCUACUCGCAGCUCCAUCAUUACGAUAUUUGCAUCGUUCAUAUUGCGAAAAUCAUCCGAGAGCUGUGGAUUUAAUUCUGAGGAAUAGGAACAAAUUCGAAAAGAUUAUGAGUGAAACUGGUAGUAGUUUCAACGUGUUAAUACAUGAAUUAAGCAGUCCUUUUCGCCAUCUCGAAAGUUACCCUUCCAUAUUAAAUGAGCUAGAAAGAUGUAUGAAUGCAGCUCACCCGGACAAAGGUGAUACUCAGCGAGCUGCUUCAGUUUUUCGUGAUAUUAAUGAAUGUUGUUUUAUUCGAAAACAAAAGGAGGCGCAAUUGGAACUAAUGCAUUCAGAUUUGGUUGAAGGCAUUACUUCUGAUCAAAUGAAAGAAUUUGGUGAAAUCAUUUAUAUGGGCAUUGCUUCUGUCGGAGUGAAUGAAUUUGUUGUCUUACUCGUACUUGAAAUUACAUUAGCUAUGAAUUCAUAUGUACUAAAGAACUGUAUUGAGCUCAGCAAAUUAACCCUAAAAAAAUUAGAUACAAAGUCUUCUCUUCUCCUUCUCAAAAGUUUGUAUUUUAUUUUUGUGUAUUAUAUAUAUUGUAUAUUUUUGUAUAUUUUAUAUUUUAUUUUUUAA